Prorocentrum cordatum is the source of this 714-nucleotide messenger RNA. NCBI's taxonomy places the organism in Eukaryota, Dinophyceae, Prorocentrales, Prorocentraceae. The record is from the annotation of a GenBank genome assembly.
UCGCCCGCACGGGCUAGCGCGCAGGGGCCGCUGUGUCGCGUCUAUAUGUAACUACUACGGCCACUGUGCGGAGGCACUCUUACGGUUGCCUUCCGCCGUUUGCCCCCCCGACAAAGUAGUGCAGGCAGGAAGAACUGGAGAAGCGGCAAGGACAGAGGAGGAGAGUGGACCUCGGGGAUGAACAAGAAGAAGAAGAAGAAGACGAGAAGACACUCCUUCGAGACGGCGGCUGAGCCCCGCCCACUCCUCAGGCGUAAACCACCUCCUGGGCCACCGAGAGUCAAGCGGCGGCGCCACACCUCUCAGAGAUUAUGUGCCGCACGCCUUGUCCAGAGGUCCGGCCGCGAGCGCGCCCGCUGCAAGGUGGGAUAUCGAACCGGAGCGGAGCGGGCGCUGGGUCGGGCCGCGCCGGCACUCGGCACGGAGCCGGCAUCGAAGCGCAUCGGCCGCGCCAGGAGGCACAACUGCGCCGUGCAGGCACGGGGCCGCGUCGGGUCGGCGGAAUUUCGAAAUCGAUGGCUCGAACAUCCCACUUUGAGCACGACUGUCUGACGCGGAACGUCUCGGCCAUGUCGAUGGCAUUGUAAACUAAUGCGCUGGCCACGCGCUAUCAGCAUUCUGCAACGAGCUCGUGAAAACGGCGUCGCCAUCGCUGAUGGGCUGCCCAAGGGAUCCUAAGGGGCAGUGGCAAACUGCACAUCGCUAUCCUUCCUC